AUGCACGGCGUUGGCGAAUAUUUCUGGCGAUAUAUUGAUCGCGAAGGUGCUUUUGUGUCCUACGAGGGUCACUUCUACUGCAAUCAAAUGCAUGGUUAUGGAACUAUGUCAUACGCUGACGGCCGAGUGUUUGAAGGCUUGUUUCACUCUAACUUGCGAUGGGGGCCAGGAGUAGAGAGCCAUAUAAGCGUUCGCGAAAAUGUAGGUCUCUGGCUCGGCAAUCAGUUAAUAAGACUGUGUUGGAGACCAUCAACUCAUGGUUUAUUUCUGGAUUUUAUGGCCACCAGUACAGGACGAGCAUGUGUAGAAGCGGAAAGAGCUUUAAUGACUUCAUAUACUGAGCCUAUCAACAAGAAUACCGUAAUGGAGCUUUUGGUUGAGUACGGCUUAGAUCAGCAAUCGGCAGAAGAGAAAUGGAUGAAACUUCACCCAAAACACUGUUCGGAUGUCUCAAGUCCUGUAUUUCCCCUACAAUUAUUUGAAGAUUACUAUUACGGAUCUGAGAAUAAAAAUAUUUUACAAGAAAUUAAAAAGUGUGGUGAUCAGACUGAGAUAAUACACUUUCUAGUGGAGGCUGGCGCUGGUAUAGACAAUUAUAAUGAUUCGUGCUGCACUGCUCUCGGCGUUGCUCUGAUACGGUUUAUUUGCGCCCGUAAAAACAUUUCAGCCAACGAUAUGACACAAGCAUCAUUAGAAACGGUGUCCGAAUGGAAUUUGGUGAGAGAUGUGUCUUCUAAAAACGUUCUAAUGAAAAAUUCUAGUAAAAUUAUAAAAUCAAUGAGCUCCAGAAAAUUAAAGUCCUUGACGUCCCUCAAAGACAUUCCACCACCUAAAAUGGAUUCUGACAUUUUUGAAAAACUGGAACAAGAUUCCAUAAGCGAAAAAGAGAACAUAAACAAAAGCAUUGAAUUGUUCAUUGAAAUCAAUAAUAAGUAUGAGACAAAGACAGCUGAACUUUAUUCAGCAAAAAGCACUAGAAAUCCUAUUUCAUACAUUUUUGAAGUUCAAAACAUAACUAAUGAGUUUGAAAGCAUUGUUGAAGAGCCAAAGAAAAAUUCAGACAAAAACCCUAAGAGAGUUAAUUCGAAAGCUAUAAAGGAAAGUGUUAAGCCAACGAACGGGAUAAAGCGUCAAAGCAAUGAGUACACAGAAUCAAAAAAUUAUACCAACAGUUGCGAGCAAAUAAUGUUGACUAUAACGCAAUUACUAUCGGUUGGAGCAGAUCCUCGUCUUGUGAGAUGCCCACAACCUGCUUUGUUUAUGGCAAUAGCCUCAGGCUGUUCCAAUUUGGUACAGCAUUUGAUUGAUCAUGGUGUGAACGUAAAUGAAAUUUGUUUUCAUUUAACAAAUUUAUUACGUUGUGGCGCUGACCCUUUAAAAGCUUCACAAAACGACGAAACACAGUUUGAAAACAUUUUCGUAUUCGCAAAGAAGACGCUUGAUGAGUUAGAACAUUUGGAAAUUAAACAAAAUAGUCCAUCUGGCAGUAAUAAAGAAAACAAAGUUAAAAAGAAUGGUAAAAACGUUGAUGACAAAGUUGCUAAGCAGAAAACACUUGUUAGUGACAUCGAAGACUAUAAACAAACUGUGGAGCUUAUGACUGAUUGGGCACGGCUUUUACAUAUUCGAUGGUUGCGAGCGAAAUUUGUAAAGGAAUCAAUCAAAACUAUCAUCAAAUUUUUGGCAACGGGAAACGAUUUUAUAACAUUGGCGGAAGAUUUAGAGAUAUUAGAGAAUUAG
Messenger RNA from Parnassius apollo (apollo), 1740 nucleotides. NCBI's taxonomy places the organism in Eukaryota, Metazoa, Arthropoda, Insecta, Lepidoptera, Papilionidae. The record is from the annotation of a GenBank genome assembly.